Bactrocera tryoni is the source of this 1059-nucleotide messenger RNA. Its product is annotated as serine protease easter-like. The record is from RefSeq and is a predicted model, not a curated record. The transcript is spliced from 3 exons. Bases 94 to 1047 code for a protein of 317 amino acids. Lineage: Eukaryota; Metazoa; Arthropoda; Insecta; Diptera; Tephritidae. Gene Ontology annotation, molecular function: serine-type endopeptidase activity. Gene Ontology annotation, biological process: proteolysis.
CGCAGUUCAAAUGCGCGACUAGCAGAAGGUGGUUCAGAAGUUUGCGUAGCUGCUCCGGUACCAAAAUUAUCUUGAGAUGAAAUCAAAUACGCUAUGGCACUUACUAAAUACAUUCUUCCUUUAAUAUUUGGUAUGUCUUUUGCUUCACAAUUGGAUAUAGAAGAGUGGAACGAGAUGGCUAGGAAAGAAAUUAUACCACACCCCAAAAAAUGUGGCAGAGUCGGUGUAUCAGAUCGUAUAUUUGGUGGGACUGACACGCAUAUAGAUGAAUAUCCCUGGACAGCCUUACUGUUAUACUCUAAUAAAAAGACCCAAGAUUUUGGCGCAGGCUGCAUGGGUUCACUCAUUUCUAAACAAUAUGUGCUCACCAUAGCACAAUGCGUCGAUGAAAGUUUUGCACCUAAGGAAGGUGUUAAUUUUAUUGGUGUACGUUUCGGAGAAUGGGACAUUUCAUACAAACGAGACUGUGAAAAAUUUAGUAGCAGAAAAUCCGUUUGCGCUCCCAUGUAUAUGGAUAUAGUAGUAGAUGUGAUAAUCACACAUCCAGGAUAUAACAAAAAGACACUACAAAACGAUAUAGCGUUACUACGUUUGAUAAGAAAAGUUGAAUUUACCGAUUUCAUUAGUCCUAUAUGUUUGCCGUACCAUGAGGAUCAGGGAUAUAUCGGUGCGCCGAACAGCACUGCGGAAAUCACUGGCUGGGGUGAAACUCUGACAAGAGAUGAGAGUCAAAUAAAACAGAAAGCAACUGUAAAAAUAUUUGAACUUAAUGCUUGUAGGAAUAGAAUUAAUCGCGGUGUAUCGGGUCUGCACUACAGUUACUCGCCGGACUUGCAAAUAUGUGCUAUGGACGAUAUCAAAGUCGCAUGCAAACUAGAUGGAGGUGGGCCGCUCAUGGUUCAACAUUCGAAAGAGAAUAAACCGGCAUAUUAUUUGAUUGGGUUAUUCUCCAGUAUGGAUAUUACAUGCGAUGAGAAGAAUCUUCCAGGUAUAUAUACACGCGUCCAGGCUUAUCUGCCAUGGAUAAAAGAUAACAUUCACUUGUAAUGUAUGAAUGUA